GUUAGUGAGUGGUUGAGUUGAGCGGCUGAUACAUUUUUUAAAUUGUGCAGUGAGGUGAACUGAACUACCCGUGAUUUAAAAUUGUAGUUUUCACUUACGUAAACCGCAUAAAACAAUGACGACAAAUCAAAUAAAAAUAAACAAACAAAAUGAUGCCCAAAACCACUUAAUAGAAGCGUAACACGUGCAUGAACGAAUAGACGAAAAAUGUUAAACGGGACAGCAGAUAGGGCCGCGUCCCUACAAUCUUCGCCUGUGAAAGUGUCGACGUCUCCAGUAAGAGCUUCUCCAAGUCCUGUGAGGGCGCCACCUUCGCCACUAAAGAGCUCGUUAUCAAGCACGGCCCGACAACGCUCGCCGCGCCGUUGCCAGUUCGCAGCGCCAGUAGAAGAUGCUCGGGACAAGUGUGGGACGUCGUGGCUGUGUCGGAGGGGCGCGGGCGGUGAGGAUUCCGAGCCUGAAAGGUCACCUGGGCCAAGCGCCCCCUUGCCCCAAGGAUGCGAAGACUCCGCGCCGCCGCCGAAGAACUGCUUUAGAUUGGUGAUGUUAGGAUCAGCGCGAGUGGGCAAGACAUCCCUUGUCGCCCGUUUCCUCGGCACCAAAUUCGAGGACAGCUACACUCCGACCAUCGAGGACUUCCACCGCAAGCUGUACCGCAUCCGAGGAGAGGUGUACCAACUGGACCUGCUCGACACCUCGGGCAACCAUCCCUUCCCCGCCAUGAGGAGACUCUCCUUCCUUACUGGUGACAUUUUCGUGCUAGUAUUCGCGAUGGAUAGCCGUGAGUCGUUUGAGGAGGUGAUACGUCUCCGCGAGCAGAUCCUGGAGACGAAGGCUAGUGCGUCUGGCGGCGGCAAUCGCGGGCGCCGACAGGUUCCCAGGGUGCCUAUGGCCAUAGCCGGGAACAAGUGUGACCGGGAUCUUAGGACUGUUCAACCGGAGGAGGCAGCCGCGUACUGCGCCACUCAAGACCCCGCCUGCGUUUUCGUCGAGACCUCCGCCAAGAAGAACCUGCGGGUCGACGACCUCUUCUACGAACUCUUCGUCGUCGCCAACCUACCCUUAGAAAUGGCCCCAAACCACCACAAACGAGUCAGUACGGCUUUCGGCAGCCCAUGCACCCUCCCUCCGACCAGUAGCCAGAGCAGUAGAAGUAAGAAAUGUACUCUAUCUAUAAAAAGACGGUUGUCAGACGCCUGCGGGGUCGUCGCCCCCAACGUAAGGAGGCCUAGCAUCCGCACCGACCUGAUGAUAAUGAGAACCAAGACUUGUGCCAAAGGAGACAGUGACAGCGCCAGCGGCAGUCCCAAGAUUACACUCAACAGACUGGUCCGGUCUUCCGGACAACCUGACAAGCGAUCGUGCGUCAUUCAGUGAUAUUUAAAGUAUAUUAGUAAUGAAUUAACUGGUUUGAUAAAACAGUGUCGAGUAUGAUCAGGUCUAAGGAACAGUAAGUCAGGUGCUAUUGUGAGACCCCUAUGUUUUAUCGGGGCCGGAUUAAAAUAGAAAUUAUUGUGAACAGAUUCGAGGAACAGCCUAUUGUUAGGAUUUUAAGGCUAAUUUGUACUGGCUAAUGGAACAAAUUGAAACAAUUUUCAAUUUCCCUCACUCCCAAACAGAUUUCAAUUCCACUAACGACGAAACAUUCAAUUAAAUAUUGAAACUCGAUGUGAAAUUUAAAUGUUGUUACUGUAAUUAAGGUGUUGUUAGAGUUAAAACGUAAAGACUUGAUUGGAGGGGGGAUGGCUUUGUACGAUGGUCGAUGGUGGGCGGCGGAGCAUCAGUUGAGGAAGUAAGGAUGCUGGUUGUCGAGCUUGAAAAU
This is a messenger RNA of Pectinophora gossypiella (pink bollworm), 1822 nucleotides long. RefSeq names its product GTP-binding protein Rhes. Lineage: Eukaryota; Metazoa; Arthropoda; Insecta; Lepidoptera; Gelechiidae. Gene Ontology annotation, molecular function: GTPase activity; GTP binding. Bases 208 to 1377 code for a protein of 389 amino acids. The transcript has 5 exons. The record is from RefSeq and is a predicted model, not a curated record.